Messenger RNA from Chrysemys picta bellii (western painted turtle), 4796 nucleotides. RefSeq names its product ataxin 10 (gene ATXN10). Gene Ontology annotation, cellular component: cytosol. NCBI's taxonomy places the organism in Eukaryota, Metazoa, Chordata, Testudines, Emydidae. The record is from RefSeq and is a predicted model, not a curated record. Gene Ontology annotation, biological process: neuron projection development.
GACGCUCCCGCAUGUCCGUGCCUCACCCGCGCACACGCACGCCGGGCCCUCCCACGUGUGGCGGAGCGGCAGGGGCCGGGCCCGGGCAGUCUCUACCCCCACGCCGCUCGGGGGCAGGGGGCGGAGCGGGGACGAGGCGCACGAUGGCGGCGGCCGGGUCCGAGGCGGCGCUGCCCGUUCUGGCCGAGCAGCUGGGACUCGCCGCCCGAGCGGAGCGGCUCUCGGAGGCCUCCUCGGCCCCCGGCUGCCUGGAGACCGUGCGGCGGCUGACGGGCCUGUUCCGGGAGGCGCGGCCCAGAGAAAUGGCAGAAGAAAGUAUGUUCCAGAGUCUCCUGAAAAUCUUGACUAAAGCCUCAUGUGAAAUGGAAUUGGCCUGCAAGGAUUCCAUGGAACUGAUAACUCUAGACACAUGUCUGCUGCUUAUAGCAGAAUGUUUCAGAUGUCUACGGAAUGCCUGUGUUCGGUGUGCCAAGAAUCAAGAUGUUCUAAGGAAUCUGGGUCUGAUUGAAGUGUCUGUCCAAUUGAUCCAGUUGCUUCAUGAAUUAGAAGUUGAACAGGAAUCGUUAUUGGCUGCUUUACGUUGUAGCCUCCAGUUUCUUGGAAACCUUGCAGCAGGGAAUGGAGAUUCCCAGAAUAGCAUUUGGAAGUGCGCUUUCCCAGAUCUUUUCUUGAAUUGCCUCAAUCACCAUGAUGAGAAAAUUAUUACCUAUUGCUGUAUGGUACUGUUCACCUGCCUGAAUUCAGAGAAAGUGAGAGAACUACUGAAGCAUAAGAACUUGAAUGUAGCUCUUGCUGUUGUAAAAGUCUAUAAAAAGCAACUGGAGUCUGAAUGGUCGUUCUUGAUUGUUACAGACCAUUUGCUGAAAUGUCCAGAGCUGGUAAAAGUCAUGUAUGCCAAACUGAGCAAUCAAGAAAGGAUUACUUUGUUAGAACUGAUAAUGGCCAAAAUAAGUGAGAAAAAUUCAGUGACCAGUGAGGAAAUGGCAGUGCUCUUGAAAGAUGCUGAAUUUCUUGCAAGCCUUUUCCAGGAGAAAUGUCAUGAUGUGCUCAAAUUAACUUCUGCUGCAAAUACGGAAGAUGAGGAAGCAAUAGUUACAAUUCGGCUUCUUGAUGUUCUUUGUGAAAUGACAUCGAACAAUGAACAACUGGAACAUCUGCAAACUUGUCCUGGUUUGCUUGAGACAGCUGUGGAUACUUUGCGGCUAACUCACCUGGCUGGGAAACAGACUGCAAAUAUCUUCACUGCCACACAUUCUAUGACAGGAGAGGGAGAAAUUUCACAUCCAGCUGUGGGUUUUAAAUCACACCUCAUUCGAUUGAUUGGAAAUUUGUGUUACAAGAAUAAGGAAAACCAAGACAAGGUUUAUCGAUUAGAUGGAAUUCCACUGAUCCUGGACAACUGCAGUAUUGAUGACAACAACCCUUUUGUGAAUCAGUGGGCCGUGUAUGCCAUCCGAAAUCUCACUGAGCAAAACGAAAGAAACCAAGAGGUUAUUGCACAGAUGGAGCAGCAGGGACUGGCAGACAAUUCCAUCCUCAAGAACAUGGGUUUGGAGAUUGAGAAACGAGAUGAGAAGCUAAUAUUGAAAUCUGUUAGAAAGAACCCAACUUCAUGAGCAGUCCCAUGUAAACUUUUUGAGGAUUGUCACCAAGUAAAAAGAAGGCUUUCCCAAAUAAUACAGUAUGAAGGCCCUGUUAGGAUUUCCAUUUUUUUUUCCAGUUUAAGUUCCAAUCUGCUGGAAGCGUUAUUACCUUUUCCAGAGAAAUUGUCAAACAAUAAUGGUCAUUCACCACUGUGACACAUGAACACCACAAAUGCAAAAACCUUUUCAAAUCUGGAGAUUUGCAGUAAUUUCAUUAAUUCUUUGUUUUGCUAGUGGAAAAGUGUCAUGAAGUCAGGAAACUGAUUAAUGGUUACUUAUCUCAUUUGUUAUACCUGAAGAUAAUGAUGGUUAAAAAGUCACUAUGAGAUAUCACUUCUGUGAUAUGUUAAAAGCAGCAGCGCUGAAUCAGUAAACGUUGGUACUUCAAAAAAUAAAUAAGAAUGUUUAAAUAUUUGUAUUUAUAUAAUGCAAUGACAGUGAAAGAUUGGAUAAAUACUUUCUGAAUUAAACACAUACGAUGCUGCCUUCUGUGUAUUUAAAUUAUUCGUAAGUUAUCUUUUCUACCUUGUUACUUUCAGUCAUUAUGCUGAGUAUGUUAAAAACAAAGUUGAAGCUGUUGUGGCAACAGAUGCUGCAUUCCUCUGCUCUGGGGCAUGUCUAUAUUUUGGAGACUUGGAUGUUUAUUUGAAUUUUAUUUGUUCCUUUGGAUGGUAACUCAACCCUCUCUCCUUUUAUUUUGCACUUCUCAUGGGUUUUCUGAACUCUGGCAGACGGCUGAAGAGGUAGUUUCUCACUGUGAUUAAUUCUAGCAGUUUCUUUUCACCCCUCUGCCUUUCCAAAACAUUGACAAAACUCAUUUCCAGUUAAUUAAUUCAAGAGAGGCAGAAGAAUGGAAGGCCCUGCCUCUUCAUUUUAGGUACCCUCCUAUAUUGUUGUUGGACCCGGCCACUGUGGAAUGUGGCAUGAAUGAGAUGGGUGGAAGAAAAAGUGCAUGAUUAACUCUUCUUGUUCUGAACUGUUGCUUUAGAAAUUAGGGAACAUGGCUCUUGAUGAAUUAAGCAGAACAAAAGUUAUUAUCUAAUGGUAAUUUUAUUAACUCUGUAUAUACUACUGCUAUGAAUGAAUUCUGUUCUGUCCCACAAAAGGGUCUUAUUAAAUUAAAUUGCUCAUGUUCAACUAUCACUUCACUCAUCACUUUAUUUGGAAUAAUAAACUUCUGUCAAUAUAAAUGCAUGAGAGUUUAAACAACCAUAUUCAAAGGGAAAAUGAAUGUAGUUUUUUAAACAUUAAGACAUUUAUAUUUAUGCUUAUCUGCAUCCUAAAUUAUUGGGGGAAGCUGAAAUCCUUCCAUUUAAACACAUGAUCUAGGCAUUUAUAGUGUUCACCUGACGUGUCGAUAAAGCUGACUUGAUGAGAUUAUUGCCCAGCAGUAGUGCACUCAUUUUAGGCAAUGUUUGGCUUUAGGCUGGGGGCUAUCGGGCUGCAGCCCCUUUUAGUUCUUUAGCCAUCUUAUGUAGUCAAGUGUCGAAAAACACAAAGAUGAUCACAUGCACGAAGGUAGGACUACCACUUCUCCUUUCUAAUAUAAAUAUCAAAGAGAGCAUAUCAAAGCAUAAGCUUAUGCUCCCAAUACUUCUGUUAGUCUUAAACUAAGGACCCUCUGUUGCUUUUUACAGAUUCAGACUAACACGGCUACCCCGCUGAAAAGAGAGAAAAGGUUCUCUUUGAUUUCAAAAGCCCAAAUGUGUUGCCUAAAGAAAAACAACAAAAUAAUAAAUAUCUUAUUUGGGAUUUUUAAAUGAUGUGGCAGAAAAGUGUCUUGACAGCACACUGGAAGAAUUUUUUUGAAUUGCUUCAUCUGUUGCAUUCCAGUUUAUAAAAGCUAUAUAGGAUUCAGUACCAUCUCUAGUUAAAUGGCACAGGGAAUACUUUUUGUGUUCUUUGUGGAGUCUACACUGUCAGUUUCCAGUUCCUUGAUAACUCCCAUAAAAUUUACACGUCAUGUUUAGGCUGCAGCUUAGCUAGUAGUUAAAUCGUUAUUUAAGAUCAGCUAUGUUUAUCAUCGUUCAUAGCACUGAAGUAUGGCAACUCAAUUCUAUCACGCAGUUAAAGAAAAAACUUUAAAUUUUUAUGUUCUCAAAAUAAAAUAAAUGUAAUGUGUUUUUCUGUAAAAGUAAAUGGAUUUAAUCUUUGGUUUUUUAUCUUAAAAACUUUAAUGAAGGAUUUGUGAAAGGCACUAGCACUUAAAAAAUAAAAUGGAAGUAUUUAAACUUAUAAUUCUAAAAUCUCAGAAUUUUCAGAUUUAUUUUAGAAACAUUUACAGAAUUUACAUUAGAUAAUAUAAUGCAGUGUUGAAAAUGUAAGAUGAACAAAAAUGCAACCUGGACAGAAAAUGAGCUUUCUUUGCAAACAACAAUGCAAAGGAUUUCUUUCUAUUCUGGGUUAUAAUGAGUUAAAAUCUUGUCCACAAAGCAAAUCCAGAUAAAUCUUUGGUUGUGGAAUAAGCAGUGGGAGUUCCCUUUUCCUUUUAACCAGUUUGGAAUAGACACUUUUCUUAACUCAAUGGUUGUAUGCCCACCAAUGGAAUAUAUACAAACCCAUAAGUAUAAGCCAAAUAAUAACAAACACAAAUAAAUAAAAGGGUUUUUUGUGGCAUUACAUAAUGGAGUAAUAGUUGUGUUUUCUAAAUGGGAAAUGUAAGGCUUUCAUAGUAUAAAACAUGCUGAUUACUGUAUUGUGAGUGGCUGGCUUUUGAUUUUCCUGGAUGGAUUAAUUCUCAGAACACAACAGCUUCCUUGUCCUCCGCCAAUGGAGUUCCAGCCUCCAAGAGAUUUGUUUUAUAUGCUAGAGGAUUAAUACAGCACACGAAUCAGUUAUAAAAAAGCAAGCCUUAUUGAGUUUGUAGAGAGGCAAAGCAGUCAAAUCAAGUCUUGUGACCAUCUUAUUGCUUUCAAGAAUUUCAAACAAAAGUGAUCCUUUUUUUUUUAAGGUCUAUUUAUUAAAAGUAAAGUGGGAUUUUCAUAGUAAUGAGUGGAUGGAUUUUAACAGGGGUUUUUGCAAGUUGAGAGAAAUAGAUUUGAAUGUUUCUCAAUUUAUUUCUGAAUUGUAUCCAGGAUCAUCUAAUAAUGUUGAGUUGAUGUGUUCUAUAUAAUAUGUACAUCAUGAGUAUUAAAAAAAAAUUCAGACAUUUAA